GCUAUUCUGUUUUUCUGUCGUUACUUUGAGUUUUAAAAAUAACGCGUGUAACAACGCCAUGGUCUUCAAUCCGUGAGCCAGUCAAGGUUGAUAUGAGUGAGCAAGCAGAUCAAAACCUUUCAUGGGCAAAGGUUAUCCAUGUCCGUCCUAUCCCAACUCAACUGUCUAAUGAAGAGGAUGACUGCAAGAGCAGCAGCACCUUUGAUGUAGAGAACUGCGGUGACUGCUACAUCAGUGAUGUGUCCAGCUGCAUUGAGCUUGAGUUGGACCUUAAGGAGAGUAGGUGUGACAGUGCCCUGAUGACCGACCCUGCUGUCCCGAACUAUCUUGUUCCUCCUCCCUCCGUCAUGUUGGACCUUAAGGAGAGCAGUAUCCCUGCCCUGAGGACCGACCCUGCUGUUGACCUUGGAGACGCCUUUGACCUCUUUGAGACUGAGGAUGAGGAGGAGACCAGCACCAGCAGCACCAGCAGCAGCAGCAGUAGCACCAGCGGUGGCUCAUCUGGAUCUGUGGCCGCCUGCGCCCUGUCCAGCUCCUCCAGCAACAGUGAGGAUGCCCGCAAGAGCAGCACCAGCACCAUUAUAAUUGAGAGAGGAAAUUGUGGUGACUGCUACCUCAGCGAUGUGUCCAGCUGCAGUGAGCUUGAGUUGGACCUUAAGGAGAGCAGGUGUGUAAGUGCCCUGAGGACCGACCCUGCUGUCCAGAACUCUGGACUUCUGGUCUCUCCCCCAGUCAUGGUAAAACACCUUCAUUUUUAUGUUUCUCUGUGGCAGGUAGGUGUGUGUGUGUGCAGUAUAUGCCUGUUUGUGUGCAUGUUUGUGUGUGUAUGUGUAUAUGUAUGCCUGUGUGGAUGUUUGUGUGUGUGUGUGUGUGUGUGUGUGUGUGUGUGUGUGUGCGUUUCAUUAUACAGUACAUGUGGUGUUUGUUUCUAAGCAUAGGGUGUCCUUGUGAAAUACUCUGUAUUCCUUCCCAUGAUAACCCACUAAUGAGAAAAAUUCUAUGUGAGUUUGUGUGUGCGUGUGUGUGUG
Molecule: messenger RNA, 1028 nt
Organism: Sardina pilchardus (European sardine)
Lineage: Eukaryota; Metazoa; Chordata; Actinopteri; Clupeiformes; Clupeidae
Exons: 9
Coding region: 93-932 (279 amino acids)
Source: RefSeq, a predicted model, not a curated record